This is a messenger RNA of Polistes dominula (European paper wasp), 2213 nucleotides long. RefSeq lists its product as uncharacterized. NCBI's taxonomy places the organism in Eukaryota, Metazoa, Arthropoda, Insecta, Hymenoptera, Vespidae. Gene Ontology annotation, biological process: regulation of transcription by RNA polymerase II. Gene Ontology annotation, cellular component: nucleus. Gene Ontology annotation, molecular function: protein binding. The record is from RefSeq and is a predicted model, not a curated record.
UCUGUAUUUUCAAAUUUAUUAAGUAGUGAAACAUUAGUGGAUGUUACACUAGCAGCAGAAGGCAGACAUCUUCAAGCUCAUAAAGUUGUACUGUCAGCAUGCAGUACAUACUUCCAAUCGUUAUUCACAGUUAAUCCAUGUCAACAUCCAAUCGUUAUACUCAAAGAUGUUAAAUUUUCCGAUCUCAAAAUCAUGGUAGAUUUUAUGUAUUAUGGAGAAGUUAACAUUUCUCAAGAUCAAUUACCAUCRAUUAUUAAAACUGCAGAAAGUUUGAAGAUCAAAGGUCUUGCUGAAAUGCAUAUAGCUUCAUUAACUAAAAGGCCAAGUAGUAGUAGUGAACAAGGAGCUGCAGAUCGUGGAAAAUCUUGUUCUCCUAGUCCAUCUCCUCUUUCUCCAUCAUUCAGACGAAAAAGAUUAAAAAAAACGUCAACAGGAUCCACAUCUGGAUCUGGUGAUAAAACAGAAGAAAUUAAUGAGAUUGCAUUGGUUGCUACUGAUAUAGUUAAGUCAGAACCAUUGAUAGUAUCGCCAGAAAGCGAUGAAAAUGUAAGGCAACCAAUAAAUACCAGUACAGAAUUACAAGGAAGUAUCGAUGAGGAUAAAAUAUCAAUAGUAAGCGUACUGAUGAGUAAUAUGGAAAAUAGUUCUACAACAAUGCCAGCACAAAGUGAUGGUACAAUACAAAAUGUGAAUCAACAAUCUAGUGGAAAUGUACCACAAAGUUCUGUUUCUUCUCAACCACCAGCACAUCAAGAUAAAAAUUUUGCUUGUGUAUAUCUUACAAAUAAAAAUACAUAUGUGGAAGUGCCAAGYAGUUGGCUGAUGCCUCCUUGUGACGAUGAUAACGAYGAAUGGCAUUGUUGGUGGCCUCCAAAAACACCAAAAGAAAUUGAUAUCUAUGUUAAAGAAAAAUUAGAACCCAAUAGCUCAACCUGGACAAUAGAAAAUGUCAAAAUUAUGAACUUCUUUGACGCUUAUGAAAAAGCUCGGGGAGUCGCAGCUGAAUCCGAUUAUAUUUCUUCCGAAGAAGGUCUUGGUCGUGGUUGUCGAUCUUCUAAAUCUACUGCUGCUGAGCGACAAUACAAUAAGAAGAAGAGAUUAGCACUAGUUAUUGACCCCACAACUGAUGAGGACACAGAAGACGAACCUCCAAAAAAACAAAAAAGGGGAUUUAUUAAGCCAGCUACACCUAUGCCGAAAAUAUGUGACGAAACUAAAUCCAGCAACACUAACACACCCAAUUUAUCAAAUACAGUGCUCGAACAUCAUCCAGAAAUUGUCGAACCAGACGAAGUUGAUAGCUGUGAAAAUAAUAAUGAUAAGAACCAUUCUACAGCACAACUAGAAAGAGACUCAAUUAUUAACAUUACAACGCCGAAUGGUAAUCAUCAUGCUACGAACGAAAACAUUCCAUUUGAUUUAAAUAACUUACAUUUUAAUAAACUCGAAAAUCUUUUUGACUUCAAUAAUAAAAAUAUAACUGAUAUUUCAUCAAUAUUAAAAGUUAACUUUAAAUAUAUAUUAAAAAUACUGAAUAUGGCUCUCGUGGAUCUAAAAGAUUUAAAACAACGUUUUGAUCAAGGUCAUUUAGCAAACAUUACCACGAAUGUCGAGAACAUUAAACAAUAUUUCCCUAUUGAAACUAAACAAGAAUUAGAAUUUUUGGAGAAAAUUUUGAUCACCAAACAAUUAGAAAAUGAGUUCAAAGAAUAUGUGCGUAUUAUCGGUGGAAAAAAUGGUUGUGAUUUUCUGAAAAAUGUAUUCACAUUAAUUUACGAUGAUAAAUUUGCUGCAGACAAUACAUGGCUCGGUAAAAAAAACAAAGUAAAUUUAARUGAGUCACUCAUAAAUAAAUAUGUUCGAGAUGUUAUUCAAACUAAAUUUUCUAAUUUUACCAAUUGUGAUUUUAAUUACGARGCAGGAGAGUGGUUCAGGCUGGGGGCUCAACGUUAUAAGCGUWAACUUCAUAAGUCUCCUGCUGGUGGUGCACCUGUCGGAUGAAAUUAAAGAAUGCAAAGAUGCUAAGAUUUAUUUAAAAAAAAAUUUUAUAAUUUUUAUUUAUAAUUGAAAAAAAAAUUGUUCUAUUUURUAGGUAAAAUACAAAUUUUAAUAUAAAUUGUAAUAACAUAUAUUWUAUAACCAUGUUUUUUGUGUGCCCUUAAUUUUAAAUUCUCCAGUAUAUUAUAUUUWUUAGAUUGAAAAAAGUGCAACAA